AGCUGGAGGGGAUUGGCCAUUGGAUCUGUGGGGCAAUCGCUGCUCCCUCUUUCAUCUACAAGGAGCAGGUGUUCUGGAUUCAGGCAGUGAUGAUAUCAUACUCCCCCCAGCCUCCCUUCAUAAAGGGUUUGGAUGGUGAGUUAGGGCUUAUCUUCCCGUGGAAAUGAAGUGAAAUAGCUAGUCUAGAAUUCUUAUUCUACAAUAAUUCCAGACCAGAAAUCCUGCCAUAACUCCUCAUGUGGACUUUUAUUCCACAGUAGCUGAUUUGAAGUACAGUGCUGAGCUCUUUGGAGAGCUGUGGAAAUGGGUCUGAACUCACAUGCUGCCUAUCUUGUCGCCCUAUGGACCAGCCACCUGUUUCUCCUGACAGCUGGGCACUCAAGGGUGAAUCCUAGAAUUAUUACAGCUCCAAAAGGGGAGAGACGCUUUCUGCUGGACAAGCAUGAGACUCUCACAACUUUCUACCAUGAGGAGGGGAAUUCCUCUCUCUUGGUGGGAGCAGAGGGAAAGCUCUAUUACUUCGACUUUGAGAGCUCCAGUAACCACACGGAGGACUUCCCUGAACAUGAUACAGAAGCCUGCCAAAACCCAGAGGAGAAGAAGAACUACCUGACUUUCAUUAGCAAGUACCACGACAGACUGUUGUUAUGUGGGACAAAUGCCUGCAAGCCCACCUGCUGGAACUUGGCCAAUCGGAAUAAAGUUGGAGAGGCCGCCCAGGGCUUGGCCCCUUUUGUGCCUAAUCAGAACUCCCUGGUCCUUGUUGAUGGCAAAGACAUCUAUUCCACCAUCAGCUUGCACCAGCACAAUGGGAAAAUACCCCGCUUCCGCCAGGUCCGAGGGACUGGGGAGCUCUACACCAGUGACACAGUGAUGCAGAACCCGAAGUUUGUGAAAGCCACUGUCAUCAAGCAAGAUGAGCGCCAUGAUGACAAGAUCUACUAUUUCUUCCGAGAAGACAAUCCGGACAAGAGUCCCGAGGCCCCGUUAAAUGUCUCCAGAGUGGCCCAGCUGUGCAAGGGUGACAAAGGGGGCAUCAGCUCCCUCUCUGCUUCCAAGUGGACAACCUUCCUGAAGGCCACGCUGGUCUGCGUCAACCCAGCCACCAAGAGCAACUUCAACUUGCUGCAGGAUGUCUUCAUUGUCCCGUCAGACAAGAACUGGAGGGAAACCAGAGUGUAUGGACUCUUCUCCAACUCCUGGGGGUACUCUGCUGUUUGCGUCUACACCAUCGGUGACAUUGACAUUGUGUUCCGGACAUCGAAACUCAAAGGCUACACUAAGGACAUGCCCCACAUCCGUCCUGGACAGUGCCCUUGGGGCAGAAAUCAUACCCCUCCCGAGACUUUCAAAAUAGCUGACCUGCACCCGGAGGUGGAGGAAAGGGUACAGCCUGUUGCCCCAAGGAAUAGUCCCCUAUUCCACAACAAGAAUCGCUACCAGAAAAUCGGGGUGCAUCGCAUCCAGGCGAGGGAUGGACACACCUACAACGUCCUCUAUUUGGUGACAGACAAAGGGUAUAUCCACAAAAUGGUAGAGAUGCUGCACGGCGUCCUGAACAUCCUGGAGAUCCAGCCCUUUCAACCGCCAGCUCCCAUCCUGGCCAUGUCCCUGGAUCAUAGAAAGGCAAAGCUCUAUGUGAGCUCGCCGAGUGAGGUGGUCCAGUUGCCCAUGGACAUGUGCGAGGUAUAUCACAGGAGCUGUGAGAGCUGUGUCAUGGCAAAGGAUCCCUACUGCGGCUGGGCAGAUGGGAAAUGCAUCUCCGUUAAAGCUAACCUGACAAUGCUACAGAACUUGACCCUGGAGGAGUCCUUACUGGAAAUAUGUCCCCAUUCCAGCUUCAAACAGCAGGAAGUGGAUACCCCGAAGAGCUACCAGAACAUCACUGUGGCACUCUUCUCCCGCUAUUUCCUGUACUGCCCCACCGAAUCUCAUGCUGCCACCUACAUGUGGCACCACAAUGGCAGCUGCAUCCAGAACUGCUCCACCCAUGGGCCCUGCUUCCACUUCAUCGAGAACAUGACCCACAACCUCUACGGGCGCUACACCUGCAUCUCAGAGGAGAACGGCUUCUCCCAAACCCUCGUGAGGGAAUGGCUGCUGAAGCAACCUAAGCCUUCUCAGACUUUGAGGCAGAGGAGCCAGGCUGUGGCCACCUCCUCCCCCUCCUUCUGGCUGGGCUUCCUGCCGAUGAUUGCUCUUGUCCUACCAUUCCAGUGAAGGGGUGGGGUGGUGUCCACACCCAUGGGCCAGGACUCACCAUUUGGGCUACUGCUGAUCCUCUUCCCCUUCUUACCAGCACCACAGAAAGGAAGGGAUAGCCCCAUCCCAGUGGCUGCUCUCUGGACGUUCAUCUUUGCGCAUCUCGGCCCCCUCUUAGCUUUGUAAGAGGCAUCCCUUCCACUCGAAGCAGAUGGAUUCCAUCCCCCACAUGUGCGUACCCAUCGAUUCCAUUGUGGCAGCUUCAUGCCGGAAGGUGUUUUAGGGACACUGAAUGGAGGGGAUGAAACCAGCCCAGAUCCCUCUCCUGAUUCCAUGCAGCACAGGAGGCCACCAAAGAGGGGGGCAGGACUGGACUGAAGCUAACGCCACCAAAGAGAGUAACACAGGGGGCUGAUCUGACUGUGUCUAGUGCAUAGACGCCGACUCUGUGAGUGCUCCAGGGCUGGAGCACCCACAGGGAAAAAUUAGUGGGUGUUCUGCACCCACCCGCAGCCAAGCUCCCCUCACCCUCCGCCCCUCCUCCUCCUCCAGGGGACAGGCAGGGCUGGGGCAGGGAUUUGGGGAAGGAGUUGGAAUAUUGGCAGGGAGGGGGUGGAGUUGGGAUGGGGACUUCGGGGAAGGGUUGGGGCCUUAUGGAAGGGGCGGAGUGGGGGUGAGGCCAGGGGCAGUGUUGGGGUCAAGCACCCACAGGAAAAGGAGGAAGUUGGUGCCUAUGGUCUAGUGAGGGAGGGAUGUGCACACAAGAGAACCUAGGCUCAGGGGAGAGGAAGGGGGCAAAACAAAGGAGAGUGGAGUCAUGGUUUGGGACAGAAAAUGUGCAGGAGGUGACGUUGGCAGGGAAUGGAGGGGGCUGUCAGGCAGGAGGGGUGGAAGAGAUGGAAAGAUCAUUUUAAUAAGUGUUCUGCACUAGAAGAGGAGGGGGCUGCAGAUUGGUCAGCAGGGGGUCGGGGAAGGAUCCUGCCUUGGUGUUUCUCCACUGAAAGGGAAAGGCAGAGCAAUUGCUGUAGACAGCAGCAGCCUGUGGGGCAGGGAGAGCCCAGCUAAGCAGGGACAAGAGUCAGUCCAGCUGCGCCGGGGGAAAUGAGUCAGGAGAGGCACAUGGAUACAGAGGAUGAGCUGUAUUAAUUCAUACAGUUGUCCUGGGUUCCUGCAGACUUGGGGCAUGUGGUGAGGAUCAAGGCUGGGGUGGGUCCAUUGGAACUGCACAACUUGAUGGCUUGUUGGUCUUGUCUAACGUUCUUGUUACGUUUUUGAAAACCGUUAUCUAUUCCACUCCCAACCUGCCUAGUCAGAGUCCAGGCAAGUCUCCCAGCUUGUCUCCGAGAGAUUCCUCUCUAAGGGUGUGGCUACACUGCCAUUAGACACCUGCCACUGACCCAUGCCAGCUGACUCCGGCUUGCGGGGCUCCGGCUAAGGGGCUGUUUAAUUGUGUAGAUCUUGAGAUCUUGGACCAUUCCCCUUCACAGGAUCCUAGAGUCCAGGCUCCAGCCCGAGCCCAAAUAUCUACAUCACCAUUACCCUAAAGCACUGUGCAACUCCAGGGCCCUGGAGUAUUGCUCACCAGAAAAGGAGAUGCCUCUCUGAUCCCUCCCAAGAGCCUGGGAGAAAUGCAUUUCAGUUUUGAGUGUGUGUAAAUACCUUUGAGUGUGAGAGCAGAUCAUUUUGUGUGUGUGUAAAUCCAAUAGCUGAGCACCUCUGUGUGGGUUUGUUAGUGGAUCAUCAGG
This is a messenger RNA of Dermochelys coriacea (leatherback sea turtle), 3947 nucleotides long. RefSeq names its product semaphorin 7A (John Milton Hagen blood group) (gene SEMA7A). The transcript has 15 exons. Gene Ontology annotation, biological process: neural crest cell migration; negative regulation of axon extension involved in axon guidance; integrin-mediated signaling pathway. Gene Ontology annotation, molecular function: semaphorin receptor binding; chemorepellent activity; integrin binding. The record is from RefSeq and is a predicted model, not a curated record. Gene Ontology annotation, cellular component: external side of plasma membrane. The coding region runs from base 304 to 2220 and encodes 638 amino acids. Lineage: Eukaryota; Metazoa; Chordata; Testudines; Dermochelyidae.